CUUGCAAAUGGUUUGAUCCUCCAAUCUACAAAAUACUGGAUCAGAUUUUGAAGGUCUGGCUGGUUGAAAUGUACCUGCUGUCCUUUCUGAAGGACAUUGAACUUCCUACUGGAGGAGCUGCCAUAGUGUGCUGUCAUUUCUAGCAUUGCUUUCUUGGUGAAGAGGAAGCAGAGCACUGUUGGGGGGGGGGCUUUUAGGCACUUUCUGAUGUGCAAAGUAGGUGCAUUUAGUUUCAUUCUCAAAAUAUGCUUGUUGCUUUUAGCUGGCACAACUGUUGUAAAGUUAUCUUGCCCAGAUGUUUUAUGCUUCUGGAAAACAUUGUGCUGAAAAUGCCUGGAUAUGCCUUGAAGGCUUAUUUCUAUUCUUGGGUCAAGGCUGAAAGGGAGGACUGUUUUCUUGUUUUCUGAAUGUUUCUGUGCAGACUGAGCUGCAAGUGCAGAAAGAAUGUAGAAGGGCAACCAAUCUCAAAUGCUUAUUUGCUUCUCACUGAUUUUCAAACUGGAAGUCCUGAAAAUGGAUUAAUUCACAUUUUUGUACCUUGGUAACUGGGAACUUUCUGACCUAGUUAAAUGGACCCUUUGUUUUGUUAUUUCCUUCUAGAUGUGAUAGGCAGACGAAAAAACCUCAGGAAAAGCAGUGUGGUCAUCUGAGAUUUCUUUUAAGGGUAUUAACUGAUUUUUCUGGAACUUGGUUGCAGAAGUAGAUCAUCUCCUUCCAUGUCCUUAGCCAAGCUGCAGUUCACUUCACUUUGACUUAAUUUUGCAGACACUUAUGCUUGCCUUUAGCCUUUGUGCUGCACUAGUAAUGGGAGUAAAAAUGCAAGUGCGAGGACAGCCAAAUCUUCUGUGGACUGUCUCCCCCAGGCACAGCUGACCGAUCACUGAGCAUCCACAUCAACUUGACCUCACCAAACCCAUUGAAGAUCAGGGCCCUUUGGAUGUGAUCAUACACAAACUGACAGAUGUCAUCCUUGAAGCAGACCAGAAUGACAGCCAGUCACUGGAGCUGGUUCAACGGUUCCAGGAGUAUAUUGAUGCUCAUCCAGAAACCAUUAUCCUGGACCCUCUUCCGGCUAUUCGCACACUUCUGGACCGAUCCAAGUCUUAUGAGCUAAUUCGGCAAAUAGAGGCAUACAUGCAAGAUGAGAGGAUUUGUUCACCACCCUUUAUGGAGCUGACAAGUGCCUGUGGAGAAGAUACCUUGCAGCUUAUAGAGAAGAAUGGACUGGCAUUCCCAUUCAUUUGUAAAACCAGAGUGGCCCAUGGAACCAACUCUCAUGAGAUGGCGAUCAUCUUCAACCAGGAGGGCCUGAAAGCUGUUCACCCCCCUUGCGUCAUUCAGAGCUUCAUCAAUCACAACGCUGUGCUGUAUAAAGUCUUCGUGGUUGGGGAAUCCUACACAGUGGUGAAAAGACCAUCUUUAAAGAACUUCUCUGCAGGAAUCUCAGACAGAGAAUCAAUAUUUUUCAACAGCCACAAUGUUUCAAAACCGGAAUCCUCAUCUGUCUUAACAGCACUGGAUAAAAUCGAAGGAGUAUUUGAGCGGCCAAAUGACGACGUCAUCCGGGAAAUCUCGAAGGCGCUGCGGCAAGCUCUGGGAGUUUCUCUCUUUGGAAUUGAUAUCAUCAUUAACAAUCAGACUGGGCAGCAUGCGGUCAUUGAUAUAAAUGCAUUCCCAGGUUACGAGGGUGUUUCUGAGUUUUUCACAGAUCUCCUGAACCACAUAGCUGCUGUCCUGCAGGGUCAGGCACCUGAGGUGACCCAGCUAAACCGUAGCAAGCUCCUGGCAGAGCAGACCAGCGGGAUCAUGGACGAGCGGAUAUGCUGCGCUAGCACAGGCUGUCUCAGCGUCAUGGGAAAAGACUCCUCCUGGAUUGUGGAAAGUGAGACCAACAGCUCAGUAAAACUGCAACACCAGAGACUAGGCUGCAACUCGGCAGUGUCCCCCAGCUUCCAGCAGCACUGCGUCGCUACGUUGGCAACAAAAGCUUCUUCUCAAUAACUUGCUAAUGCCAUGGACUGAGAGAAAGCCACAGGGAUACAAAUUGUGGUCCCAGAACCAGAUCAGGCUGUAACAGUACAAUUGUGAAAAAUGAAAAAACAAAACAAAAACAACAAACCACAACACAAAACACAAUGUAGAAAAACAAAAUAAAACCCCCUUCCAUUUGAUUUAACCUAAUUGACUGAUGAAAUGGACUGAAAGAAGGAGGGCAAGAAAGUGAUUCAGAUCCAUUUCAUUGGAUUCCAGUUGCAAAUCUGUAGUGAGUUUACACACACAUGAGUUUUAACACUAGUCCUUUCAUUGUGGGAGGGUUGCUCUUUCAUUUCUAUUGUUCUUUUUAAUCACUGGUGACCAGCAUUUUAAAAUCGGACCUCAUGGUUUCAAGAAGAUAAUAAUGUUGAAUGCAGUGUCUGAAUGUAACAGUGCAAGAGAUUUUUGCCUAAAAUAUUCCCUGUUCCCUUUUUCCAGGUAGGCCAUUGCAAAUGAAAGCUAAGACAACUUCAGUAUCACUAAACCAAAUCUCUGGAAACAUUGACCAGUCAAGAUGUUGACAGGUAGCCUGCUGUAAAGCCGUGGCACUUGGAGUAGGACAGAGCAGUGUGAUUGUUCAGGGUGCAGAACUGAGGUGACCACCCCGGUUCCAGCUUUGCAGUUCUUCCCCCAGGCCUCCUGGCUUCAGUCAAAAGCAGCUCCUAACUGUGUCUGCCAACAGCGACACAUGUUCAGUCUGGACAGGGUGCCGAUAGUUAGGUUGAGUGAUUUAGUAAAUUGAAUAUAAUCCUUUCAAUUGUCUGCUAGUGGUGAAAUCCUAGAAGAGUUAAUAGAAGCAGCUCAUCUCUCAGCAGAGAAUUUGAUUCUCCCUCCAUUGCACGUGUGAGGACUCUGGGACAACUCUGCAGAAAAGCUGCAGAGCCACGCGUUUUCCUUGGAGCAGUACACCUGAUCUGCAGAUCCUGAGGGGUAUCACAGUUGCUGCCUUCCACAGAUCCAUAGUGCUGUGCAUUUUCUUUUCUUUUGCAAAUUAAAUAUAAGCAGAAUUGUGUACCUUCGUAUGAGGUAGAAGUGCACAACAGCUCUAGCUUAGAGACCACAUUAUUUUGUUGCAAGCUACCAGAUGAGGCCGUGUGGUAAUUUACAAUAGCAGUUUAUACUAUUUGUAAACUACAGCACAGCCAAUUUGUAUCUCUUGAGAUAUGCAGUAAACCUACAGUGUUCACCUUCUAUUGCAUCUUCUAGCAUGGCAGCAUCUUCUGCUGUUGAGAAUUCCUGCAACUUUUGCCAAUUCUGAACACUAAACUGGAAAUAUCCAAGUCUGUCAGUGCUGAUAAGAGAGACACUAUUUUGGUAGAUAGAGUGGCCUUCCUUUCCCCAUAUAAGCCCUAAAAUAUGUUUAAGAGGGGUGGUGUUAAGAAAAUUUCCUUAAUUAAGCUUCUAGAUUGCAGAUACGGGAAUUUCUCUCUUUCUAUAGCAGGUAUUCGUAAAGUAUCCAUCACUGCAGCAUUUGAUAACAGUUUGGUUAGUAACAUGUGUUAGAUAUCUACUCAAAAGGAAAGGAUCUAGAGCUUAAAGCCCAGGUAGACCAUGAAGAGAGGAUCAAACUGUGUAAAAGAUGUCACUAGCCUACCUGAUUGUACCAGUCCUGGAGGGGAAAAAGUUUUGAGGAGUGUUGUGUAGCAGUUCUUUUGUGUAAACAGUGUUUUCAUCAUUGAAGAGAUUGGAUUUGUUCCCAAAAUGCCAUUCUUGGGAAUUUCCUGUAGCCAGGAUUGGAUUUUCAAGGCUGAUAUACACAAGAGAAGUUAUUCCACCUUUAGAGGGGUUACUAACUUUAAGAUAUUUCUGUAGGGACUGGAAGGACCUUAUGAGUGUGGUAUCUGCCAAAUUCCAGGGUGCAUGUAAAUGCAGCCAACUUCCUCAACUAUUGCAGAUCAGUUCUGAGCUGGGCACGCUUCUCAAUCCUUGUAUGCUUUGAGGCUGCUGGAUCCCACGUUGUCUGCAGCUCGCAGGUCUCGGGUAGUUGUGGUGUGAGUCAGAUGUACAUAGGUAAGGGUUUAUAAAAGUAUUCGUGACAGACCAAACCUUUCGUAAAGCCAUGACUGAAAUAAAUUUGACAUCUACAGUUUGGGGGUUGUUUUUGUUUGUUUCAAAUAAAGAAGUCUCUUUACGUUACACGUGUAACAGAAGAUACCCUCAGGAAGGAACUUGCCAGUGCAUAUUUUUGUAUGGUACUUUGUUGUAACCAGGUGGUGGAGUGUUUGUAGAUUUGUCUUUUGCUCCCUUUAUUACAAUGGCUUGGGUUGGGGUUUUUUUUGGUGGCUGGUUUGUUUGUUUGUUUGAGUUUUGGUUGGGUUUUUUGGUGGGGUUUUUUUUGUUUGUUUGUUUGUUUGAGUGGUUGGUUUUUUUUUUUUUAAAUUGGGUGGUGGGGGAGAAGCAAUGAUGUUAAAACUGGGUUAGUUACUCAAGAUCUUUCAAACUAAGUAUGUUUACAUGAUUCUGAGUGUUGGAUCCAAUGGAAAUGUCUGUAUGCUGUUUCCUAGUUAGAACAUCAAAUAAGAAUUUUAUUUUCCUGGCUGCCUUCUGAAUUUUGGUUGGCCUAUUUUGCACUGCUUUAUUUCUCCAAAAUAAACUACUGAAAUAUAAUUGUGCAUUUUAAACUUGUUUACAAAUAAUUGUUAGAAGUUUAUUUUGUAAUUCUCUGAAGGCUGGAGAAAUACUAUAUUUAAAUAUUACUCCAGACCUUGACAGUAACUAGAGAACAAGUUUAGGUCAUUGGUGUGAUCAGUGAUAUUUUUCCCAUAGUCUGUAAUUUAUUUUUUAUUUAUCAAAUGUAUCACUUUAAUUUACCAGGUGCAGAUAUGCAGGUACCUGUUGUGAUAUGGCAUUACAAUAGAGUUUUCACAUAAAUUACCAUGCAAUUGCUGUACUACUAUAUUUCUUUGCAGAAAUUAUUGUUAUGGCUCGUUAUGGCUAGAAUGUUGCUAAAUCACAGGGGCAAAUUGGGAGACCAACUUCUAAAAGCCAACCUGUAAAUUACCAAGUAUCCAGACAUACAAUUACAUUAUUGCAAAGCAUUCAAGCAUGCAUAUGUUAUUAAGCCUGUGCUAAAGUGCUUUUCUGAAUUGCUGCCUCGUUUGGUAAGUUCAGGAUAGUUUUGAUUUAAGAUAAGCUUCACAGUAAGUUAGUUAAUAUUCUGUAGUCUUUUUUUGUAAAAGUAGAGGAGUUUAGUAAUAUUAGACCAUACCAGAAUGCCCUUGCUCUUAAAAUUGCAGACAAUCUGAGGGAGAUUUUUCCAUAAUAUCUGUUCGAAUUCUGUUACUUUGGGUUAGAAAAGGUUCUGCUGUGUUUUCAGAGGCAUGGCUAUUAUUGCUGUGUUGAUUGGAGCAAUUUUAUUAAAAUUAUAUGGUCACCAGUUAGCUUCUUAGGGAUCUAUUUCUGUUCUGCUUCACUGUUAGAAAUCCACAAGAACAUCAUUACCCUGAUUGGAAUUUCUCCAGGUUUUGUGUCAGUGUGAUGGAGGAGAUGGGACUCCUGUUUGCACUGUAAUCAUGCUUCAGCAGGGGGAGAUUUUUCUCUGUUGAAGAGAACUUGAGCGGUAUCAUUACUGCCCACGAUGGCAAAGCCAUCACCAUCCUGGUCAUUACGUGAAAACCAACUGCAGAAAUGCAGCCCAACUAGGAGCAUUGGUGCUGACCCUUAUGGUUUGUGUCGUGCAGAGCAACCCCUGGGCCAAUGCUGUUUUGCCUUUGGUUAACCACGUGUCAGGCUAUUCAACCUCCAUGCUGUAGGAGCUGAUUGACUGAGCUGGUUAGUAGAUAGGGUGCACUAUUUUUAUUAAUAUUAUUCAGACAGUUGGAAUGAUAAAGCUGUUUAAAGAUCUCCAUCCUCUAAGUGUGAAUGUUUGUGCAGAGGAGGUCUGCAGCAGGUUGCUCAGAUGGAAAACUACCAGUUUAAUUUGUUUUCAUUAGAGAUGGGUACAAAUUAAAAACCUGACCCUGAGGCUUCACGAGUUAAGAAGGAUUGCUCAAGAUAAAGCCUCAGGUUCUCCAGAUUAACUGUGGGCUGUAUCCAGCCAGGGAACAAGCAGGUGGAGUACUGGGUAGAUAACAGAGGCAGGAUAGCAGUCCAAAGGCAACAGAAUAAAUGAGGCCAGAGGUGUUUGAAUUGCCUGGCUAAAAAGAGUGAAAAAAGGGAAAAAUGCAUCCAGGCUUCUCAGUUCUUAGACUAACACUGGUUUCCCAAAGUGUUUGUGUGGCAGCAGUGACAAAUGAGUCAGGCUUUUUCACACUAGCUUGCAGCCUUGCCUUCCACAGCUGUGCAGAAGAUCUUGGAUUUUGUUUUUUUAGUGAAUAGAGUCUAUUUUGAGUUUGUAGCAGUCUCCCCAUGUGCACACUUGCAGGAGUUCACUUGCAUUACCCUGCUAACUUUCUUUUCCUCUCUCCAUUUUAGUAAGAGAUGUAUUGUUUUCUGUAUUCAGUAUACAAUUACUUUAUUGUGUUGCAACUGUGUGUUUCGUAAUUAGGAGUAUGUGAAAAUGCUUUGUGUAGGUUAAAAGAUUUCCUUUAAUAUAAUCUCCUCUCGCUUUCAUAGAUAAAUGGACACGCCGUUGCAGAUCACAUUGCUGAUUUUAUUUGUAAUAUUGCUUUAAUAUCUAUUUGAGGGGAAUGUAACCUCCAGAAAAGUACUUUCCACAUCUUCACCACCUUUCCUUUCCUUUCCCUGUUCACUGUGUGUGGAUCCAGGCCAUCAACACUUGAGCUUUUGACCUGAUUGAUAGGUUUCAGAUCCUCCAUGGAUUCUAUCAUGUUUACAUGGCCACAAAAAUUAUUAAAGAUGGUUGAAGUUUGAGAGGAUCCAGGUAUAAAUGGAGAUGUUAGAGCAAUUCCUGAGCAACACAAGCACAGUAGCAUCUGUACAAGCAAAGGGAAUCAUUCUCCAGGUGUAUGUGUGCAAGUGGCUGUUGGGGUCUGGUCCACUCCUGCUUCUGGGGCAGUUUUCCUGUGGAAAUAGAAAAUCCACUGUAAGAAAAUGUCCUGUAUCUGUGAUGCAGGAGGAGGGUGAGGAGAGGCAGAGCUUGGGAGUAAAAUCCUGGCCAUUGGAUAUCGUGAUACCAGUGGUCCAGAAUUUAAAUUCUUUUUAAUAGCAAUGUGGGGAGGUGUUUUCUUUCUCUCCACCUUUCAUACCCUGAAUCCGCUGGGGCUGAUGCUUGCCGAUGC
This is a messenger RNA of Strigops habroptila (Kakapo), 7214 nucleotides long. RefSeq names its product inositol-tetrakisphosphate 1-kinase (gene ITPK1). NCBI's taxonomy places the organism in Eukaryota, Metazoa, Chordata, Aves, Psittaciformes, Psittacidae. Gene Ontology annotation, cellular component: cytoplasm. The record is from RefSeq and is a predicted model, not a curated record. Gene Ontology annotation, biological process: inositol trisphosphate metabolic process. The transcript has 9 exons. Bases 1135 to 2001 code for a protein of 288 amino acids. Gene Ontology annotation, molecular function: inositol-3,4,5,6-tetrakisphosphate 1-kinase activity; ATP binding; inositol-1,3,4-trisphosphate 5-kinase activity.